AUGACAGAUUUCGAAGAAAAGGGGAACGCAUUUUUGAAUUGGCUUAAGGAUAAUGGCACUACAUUGAGUGAAAGUAUCGCUUUUAAAGAUUAUCGUUCUGAAAAUGCAGGUCGAGGGGUUGUUGCUACCAAAGAUAUUAAGGAAGGAGAACUCUUAUUUUCACUUCCUAGAACAAUUUUAUUAUCGCAAUAUACUACCUUUUUAAAUAAAACGGAAGGAAUAUCAGAAGACUUGGCCAAAUUAUCAGGCUGGAGUCCACUUAUUGUUUCAAUGAUGUAUGAAAGUCAAAAAAAGGACUCAUUCUGGAAACCUUAUUUUGACAUUUUACCUCGUAGUUUCUCUACACCUAUGUUUUGGGAUGAAAAUGAUUUAAAAGAACUGAAAGGCACAGACAUUAUUGCAAAAAUUGGUAAAUCUGAUGCCGAGGAGACUUUUAAAAAAGAAAUAAAACCAUUUAUGGAGAAAUAUCCUCACAUUUUUGAUGAAAAUGUGCAUAAUCUUGAAUUAUUCCAUAUCUGUGGCUCAUUGAUUAUGGCAUAUAGUUUUAUUGAUGAGCUUGAAAAAAGUGAAAGAGAAGAUGCAGAAGAAGAAAUGAGUAGUGAAGAAGAAGAUGAGGAAGAAGAGGGUGUAAUUGUGAUGGUUCCUAUGGCUGAUAUGUUAAACCAUAAAACAGGGUUUAAUAAUGCUCGCUUAUUUUAUGAAGCCGAUAGUUUACAAAUGAAGGCUAUUAAAAAUAUUAAAGAAGGAGAACAAAUUUUCAAUACAUACGGAGAUCUUUGUAAUGCAGAUUUACUUCGCAAAUAUGGAUUUACAGACGAAAACAAUCCAUUUGAUCUUGUUGAGUUAGACGGGCCUUUAGUUGUUAAAAAUUGUUGUACAAAUCAAGACGAAAAACUUAUUGAACAAAAGAUUGAUUUUUUGAUGGAAGAAGGGGUUUUAGAUGAAUGUUUCGUAAUUGAUACAGAGCAUGAAAUUCCGCUAGAACUUAUUGUUUCGGUUCAUGUUUUACGUUCAACUCAAAAUGAAUUUGAAAAGAUGCAAGAGAAACAGAAAUUACCAAAACCAAAAUUAACUAUAGAAGCUAAACAAAUAAUUGAAAAUAUUCUUAAACAAAGACUAGAAAGAUAUCCUACUAGCUUAGAGGUAUGA
Cokeromyces recurvatus is the source of this 1149-nucleotide messenger RNA. RefSeq lists its product as uncharacterized. Gene Ontology annotation, biological process: peptidyl-lysine monomethylation. Bases 1 to 1149 code for a protein of 382 amino acids. Gene Ontology annotation, molecular function: protein binding; protein-lysine N-methyltransferase activity. The record is from RefSeq and is a predicted model, not a curated record. The transcript is spliced from 8 exons. Gene Ontology annotation, cellular component: nucleus. Lineage: Eukaryota; Fungi; Mucoromycota; Mucoromycetes; Mucorales; Mucoraceae.